This is a messenger RNA of Lodderomyces theae, 1929 nucleotides long. RefSeq lists its product as uncharacterized. Bases 1 to 1929 code for a protein of 642 amino acids. Lineage: Eukaryota; Fungi; Ascomycota; Pichiomycetes; Serinales; Debaryomycetaceae. The transcript has 2 exons. The record is from RefSeq and is a predicted model, not a curated record.
AUGGACUCACAUCACCUUCUACCUGGGUAUGCAAGUCGAGAGAGUAGACUCGACAGUAUCAUGGCCAAACAGCAACACCAAUACUUCAAUGGAAGGACUAAAGUUGAUGUUUCUGCCGAUGAAACUGAUUUACAACCAAACAACAGCGAAAAUGAUAUUGAUAUUGAUAUUGAUGAUAACGGUCAAGGGCAUACUAUCAAUAAGCCAGAUGCUGCAACAAUAAACAUGUACUCACAGUUGAGACAGCUUUACAACGAGGAAAAUUUCAAUGAAAUCAUGUUCUUGCUUCCUGAAGUAUCACAAUUGAAUACUGUGCCACCAAUAUUCCAUUUGAUUAUUGGUUGCACUAUGACCCAUUUCGGCAGAUUGCAGAGCGCUUUUAGAGAAAUUGGGGUUUCCAUAUGCUUAGCAACAAAUGAUUCAGACAGAAAGGAGUUUAUCAAAGUAUUGGCAUAUACUUACGCCGAUUUAAAUGAUCAAGAUUCAGCUAUGGGAUGUCUUGGUGAAGUAUUAGACAUGUCACGAGGUAUAUUGUUGAAUACAAAACAGUUUGAUGAAAUGAAACUUGAAAUAUGCCAACUUGAAAAAGACCUUUUGUUGAAGUUGGAACAAUCAAAGUCAAGCAAAAAUCCUACCAACAGCAAGAGUAAAUCAUUUGAAGAUCAGGUAUUGGAUUUAAUUGCAUUGAACAAAACAUUUCCCAAAACUUCAUUCACUGGUAAGUGUCAGAUUAUUAUUCAGAAACUUAAUCACGCUGAAAUUUUGUUGCAAAAAUGGGAUAAAGAAAGGGAUCCAUUGUUGAAGCACAACCCUCUUAAACUAAUGCUUGAUGCUAUAUUUGUCCUUGGUCCCAGCAUUGCUUACUAUGGAAUGUUGAAGUUAGAACCAAUCAUGAAUCAAUACUUUGAAUUUAUUGAAAAUAAUUCAAAAGUCGGCAAAUCUCCAAAGUCUAGAGCUGUCUCCUCAUUUUUCUUUUUGGGAGGAUUGAAUCCUGUACGUGGGAAUAGUGGGCGAGGAGGAGGAGGAGGAGGAGGGAGAGGUGGAGUACCAGGCUCUGAUAACAGCGGUUAUUAUGUACCAUACAGUCCACUGGCAACAAACUGUAUGGCAUCCGCCCAGCAGGUAAAGAUUAUUAAGGGGUUCAUUGCCAUGUUGCGCCACAAAUACAAAGAAGCUUACGAAUUAUUCCACGAAGCACAGGAUGAAAAUGCUGAAAUUUAUAACCAUGUUUUGACUCUCAAAUACAUUUGCCGAUCAAAUAUACCCCAAUUAUCUAGGAGGGAGUUGGAAGUUCUUGGGGAUAAAAUCAACAAGCUUCCAUUCGUUUCUACUUUUAAAUUCUUUACUUUGGCAACCAUUUACCAAAACUUGUAUCUUUUACAACAAGCUGGUUCAUCAAGACACAGAAGGAGAAGCUCAAUGACGAGUGGACCAGCUCCUAAUUACUACAAUUUGCUGAUGAAGCAUUUCAUAUCAGCUGCCGCAUACGCUCAAGAUGAUGACUUGUACGUUACACUGCACUAUGACAAUAUCUUGAAUUUCUUGAUAAAUGCGGGAAAAGGAUAUUUUGGCAGUGAUGACGAGGGUGGCAGCAAAAUUGACAAAAAGCAAAUACCCACAUUGGCAUUCUUUUAUCAAGUGCGUAACUAUUUUUGCUUGAAGUCGGAUUACAACUACCUUCACAUCCCGAAUUUGGUUGGCGAUUGGCAAGAGAUUAAAACCAACACUGAAUUAAAGCUGCAAAUUGAAAAGUUUUUGGACUCUGAUGCUGAUGAACUCACCAACGGUGUUGAAAAUUCACAUCUGCAUAGUAAAACCCACAAGGGAGAUGGUAAACUGUUUGACAUGAUUAAGUUUUGGGAAAAGGAGUAUCUCAAGUUCAAGGGAACUAUGCCGGAUACCAUAAAGCAGUACUUGAAGAAAACUUGA